UAAAAACAUCAAAUUUUAUGCAGAAAACAAUUACAUUUCAUUAAAUUUCAAAAAAAUUUGGCAAAUUAACAAAAUUCCAAGUUAUCUAAGAAAUGGGCACCAACUACCAAUAUAUACCGUGCGCGUUACAAGAAGAGCUCCGYCGCAUCGCCAAUGCGAUAGUGGCACCGGGCAAAGGUAUAUUGGCGGCCGAUGAAUCGCCCGGCAGCAUGGAAAAGAGAUUUUCACCAUACAAUAUACCAAAYACCGAAGAAAAUCGACGUCAAUAUCGCCAACUCAUGUUUACGACCGAAAACCUACAGGACUACAUAUCGGGUGUUAUUUUGCAUAACGAAACUCUCUACCAAAAAGCAGAUAAUGGCAAGACAUUUGGGGAUUUGCUGCGUCAUCGUGGCAUACUUGUCGGUAUAAAAGUGGAUAAAGGCAUUGUACCGCUGCCUGGUACUUUAGAUGAGGGCACCACGGAGGGUCUUGAUGAUCUCUAUUGCCGUUGCGGCAAAUACAAAAGGGAUGGUUGUGAUUUUGCAAAAUGGCGUUGUGUUUUGAAGAUCGGCAAACAGACACCCUCCUUUCAGGCGAUUAUGGAGAAUACGAAUAUUCUCGCGCGUUACGCCUCCAUAUGCCAGUCGCAGGGUCUUGUGCCAAUCGUGGAACCAGAAGUGCUGAUCGAUGGAGAUCAUGAUAUAAUUAGAGCUCAAAAGGUGACGGAAACUGUUUUGGCCGCUCAAUACAAGGCAUUGAAUGAUCAUCACGUAUUCUUGGAGGGCACCCUGCUGAAACCGAAUAUGAUACUACCCGGUCAAAGCUCUUGUCGAAGGAAUUCACCUGAGGAAGUAGCUUAUGUAACCGUGCAAAGUUUUCUUAGAGCAGUACCAGCUGCUGUACCAGGCAUCGUUUUCCUUUCUGGCGGUCAAUCGGAGGAAGAGGCUACAGUGCAUUUAAAUGCAAUAAACACUAUAAACUUGAAACGACCUUGGGAACUUUCAUUCUCUUACGGACGUGCCCUACAAGCAUCGGCGAUGGCAGCUUGGGCUGGCAAAAAAGAAAACAUACCACUUGGUCAAGCCGAGCUUAAGAAGAGGGCUAAAGCGAGUUCACUGGCCAGAAGUGGUAAAUAUGUUGCGGGUUCCAUACCACCCUUUAAAGCAGAACAAAGUCUAUUUGUAGCCGAUCACAAAUACUAAGGACCUGAGAAUGACAUCACAUAUUAUCAGAUUUUUAAACGAUACUUAUGCCUUAGGACUUAUAAAUUGAAACAAUAAAAAUUGUAUUACCUAAAACGAA
This is a messenger RNA of Bactrocera latifrons, 1284 nucleotides long. RefSeq names its product fructose-bisphosphate aldolase-like. Gene Ontology annotation, cellular component: cytosol. The coding region runs from base 93 to 1184 and encodes 363 amino acids. NCBI's taxonomy places the organism in Eukaryota, Metazoa, Arthropoda, Insecta, Diptera, Tephritidae. Gene Ontology annotation, molecular function: fructose-bisphosphate aldolase activity. Gene Ontology annotation, biological process: fructose 1,6-bisphosphate metabolic process; glycolytic process. The record is from RefSeq and is a predicted model, not a curated record. The transcript is spliced from 4 exons.